AUGGUCACAGAAAAUGGCUCUUAAUUUGACGAGGACGUCCAUUACUAGUGUCUUAGAUGUAUUAAACGUUAGAGCAAGUCUCUUUUGAUUUAAACGUUGACUUGUUAUUGUUUAAUUGUCUUUCAUAAUAAACUGAAAAAUGGGUAAGAAAAAGGAACAAACAACAGAAGAAGAUGUUACGGACUCUCCGAUCAGCCACAAAAAACAUAAAAAACACAAAAAGAAACACAAAAGGCGCAAAGAAGAUUUGCUUUCUGAGCCCCAUUUGCCUGCUGCUGCUGUGUCGGACAGCAAGCCAUCGAUCAAACUGAGGAUUCGUCUUGGAGGGGAAACUUUAUCUUCCAAAAAGUUUGUACUGAAAGAUGAUAGCAACACCUCUUCACUUAAUGAAUACUCACCAACAGCUGUUGCUAAAAUGAAGAGCGGUGGUAACGCUAAGCUGGCUUCCCUGGAAGACGAACCGGUCGAUGUUGAUGACACCCAGUUACCUGAUCCCUUAGCGUCUGCUAUCCACCCCAGUUACUUGACUUCAAACAGUAUAAUUUCUGGCAUAAUGGCACCAAGUAUCAACCCAUGGGGAUCAUCGAUUGACUUUGAUAUGACUCCUGAGAAAGUUGAAGACACACCUGAAGACGGAGAGGAGAAGAAAGAGGAAACUUCUGAUGAAGAACAAGCCUGGUUGGAUGCUCUGGAGGCUGGUGAACUGGAUGAUUUUGGUGAGAUCCGCAAACCUAAAGAUCCAAACUUGUUGACAGCGAGACAGAGGGCAUUGCUGCAUGGAAAACAAGAACAAGAACUUCUAGAGUUGCCAUCAGGUUACAAAACUGUGGAACUUACAGAAGAACAAAUACAGAGGCGCCAACAACGAGCUAAAAAACGACGGCUACAAGCACAAGAAAAGAGAGAGAAGGACAAGAAACAAACCCUUGAAAGAUUAUUAAAGAAACAGGAAACAAAAACCAAAGCACCAAAGUUUAAAACCAACAAGCGGACUGACAUUGCACGAUACAGCUAUGUGAAUGGAGUAUCUGGUAUUUUCAUUUCCGUACCAGCAGGAUUUGAUUUUCCACUGAGAUCUAAAACACGAACUGACCGUCCCAAAACUGUGUUGUGUGGAGUACGGCAUUGUAACAAAGUUCGGAAAUAUUCAUGCUCUAAGACCGGUGUUCCACUAUGCAGUUUACAGUGUUAUAAGAAAAAUUUACAGUUACAUAAAGUUGCUUCAUAACACGAGGCGAUGUGAGUUUCUUUGAAAAUAAAUUUUACUUUUAUAUAU
This is a messenger RNA of Octopus sinensis (East Asian common octopus), 1276 nucleotides long. RefSeq names its product INO80 complex subunit B. Gene Ontology annotation, biological process: chromatin remodeling. The record is from RefSeq and is a predicted model, not a curated record. Lineage: Eukaryota; Metazoa; Mollusca; Cephalopoda; Octopoda; Octopodidae. The coding region runs from base 140 to 1228 and encodes 362 amino acids. Gene Ontology annotation, cellular component: Ino80 complex. The transcript has 10 exons.